AAAUUACCUAAAAACUAAAUACUUUUUUUAAACAGAAAGAGUUACUUUCCCACCACCUAAUUUAGGUGUACUGUUUUUUGCGCCAAUAUUUUUUAACCUCCCGCUAAAAGGUCCCAAAUUAGCGUCUUUGUUCCCACCAAAAAAUUAGCUUCCCGCUAAAUACCUUCCUAACAACCCACGAAUAUAUAAUUCUAGACCAAACGACGGCGUCUUCACGGGCGAUUGGAUCUGAGCUCUCGUCUCAGUUCAUCUGUGCUGCCGGCGUCAUGACGGCGUCAACAGAGCGAACCACGUCAGGUGCACGGCGUCAGGGCACAAUGAUGAAUUUUACGGAGGAUGCUCCUGUAAAGAAAGGCUCUGUUCUCUUAACAAGGAUGGAAAGUAUAACGGCAUACAAAAACCAACGUGGUCAACCCAAAUCUGCAACUCCAGAACAAUCUGACAUUCCAGUGUCUGCUAAUGACAUGUGUUCCCUUGCUGAAUGGCCAUCCCAUGCUCGCCGCAACUGUGCGCGACUACAGGAUGAAGCUGGUGGACAGAAGAAGAAAGGGCGAGGUGUUCUAAAAGGUUUUAAAGCAUCUAAGAAGCAUUUUGCCAAUGGAUCUGCAAAGCUAAAUAUUACAUUCUCUGAAAAAUUGGGUGGUACAGUAGGAAUGAACUAUCGUUCGUUCAAGGAUGACGUGGUAGUCAUAAUGAAAAGAAAGUUACCACUCAUUGGAGUGAGGACAUGGUCGGACAUUCACCCUACCAUUCAUCGACUCAUUGUUGCAGAUAUAAUAGACAGAUGGGACCUGGAAGAUACACCAGAAACAGAAGAAAAAGUUCUCAAAAUUGCGAAAGAGAGAUAUAGAGGCUGGCGAUCAACUCUAAGCUCCACUUACAAGGCAUACAAAACAGAUGCAGCUAGAUUUGCUAAUCUGCCUGAAGAUUUACAACCAGAAGAGUGGGAAUGGAUGAUUGAUUACUUUGGCACUGAUUCAAAAUUUCAGGAACACAGCCAAAAGAACGCUGAUAACCGUAAGAAACAGAAGACAAAACAUAUAAUCGGAUCAAAAUCUUACUCGCAAGUUAGUUUUGAGAAGAGAAACUUACAAACUGGAGAAGAGCCAGAUUGUAUUGCUCUAUGGGAACUCACCCACAUAAACAAUGGAACAUGGUCUAACACAGAUUCCCAGAAAGUUUACGUGAGUACACUGACUUUUGGUUAUUCUAUAGUUAGUCAAUGAUGUGCAUUCGGCAUG
This is a messenger RNA of Triticum aestivum (bread wheat), 1241 nucleotides long. RefSeq lists its product as uncharacterized. The coding region runs from base 267 to 1226 and encodes 319 amino acids. The transcript is spliced from 8 exons. NCBI's taxonomy places the organism in Eukaryota, Viridiplantae, Streptophyta, Magnoliopsida, Poales, Poaceae. The record is from RefSeq and is a predicted model, not a curated record.